AAUACUAAAAAAGGAAAAAAUAUUGCUGACAGUAAUUUCAACAUGAGUGCUGAUAUACAUUACAGAGCUUUAACAGCUGGAGAAGAAGGCAAAAUAGAUAUAAUCUACAUUGGUAAUAUUCCAACAAAUAUAUCACAAGAAGAAAUUGAAAAAUUCUUUUCAGAAGUGAAAAUUGUUGAAUUAAAACUGAUUAACAAUGGAAUUAAAACAUAUGGAAUGGCUAAAUGUAUCAAUAAUGAAGAAGCAGGAAAAGCCUUAGAGUUAUACCGUGACAAAGAACUAAAUGGUCGUCGACUUGUUCUAAGGAAAUUUAAAAACAAAAAAGGCAAUGAUGGAGAUACAUCAGAGGCUGAGAAUGUUUCUGAAAUAAGUGGAAAUUCAGAUUCGAGAGAUGUAAACAAAUUCUCCAAAUCUAAAAAUAGCCAUUCUGCAAGUGGUAAUGAGAUGCCCAAGUUGGAAGAUUGCAAGCAUGAUUCCACCAGUUCAGAUCAUCAAGGUACCUAUCGUUCGAGUAUUUUCAACAGUCGAAAUAAGUAUAAACAAAAAUCUGUAGUUAACACAAAAAAGUUAAACAAGUUUUCUGGUGGAGCUAUAACGAAUGGAUUUGGUCGUGCAGUAGCUAAUUCAUCUAAGCAAAACCACUUAAGCACUAAUGCUAAGUGCAAUGAUACUAGUUCAAGUAAAUCAAAUGCGCAUAUAGCACUGUUGGUUGGUAAUUUUCCAAUUGGAACUACAAAGGGCGAGUUGAAUGCAUUAUUUUGGGACUAUAAUGUUACACAAAUUGAAAUGGUAAAUAAUUCAAACUCUAAAAGGAGCACUCAGGCUUUUCUUUAUUUUUCUAACUUACAAGAUCCUUAUAUGGCUAUUGAAAAAUAUGACAAGGCACAAUAUCUUAAUCACAAUUUAUUUGUGGCCUUUGUUGAUCCAGCUUAUGUAACCAAUAAAGAAGCUAAGCUAACUGGAUCUAAACUGAAGAAGAAAACUCCUAAAGUUAGAGAAUUUGAUAAAAAGGUUUCUUCAGUGGAUGGAAUGAGUUCUAUAAAUGAAAGACUAAGGCAGUGUAGUAUUCAGUCCAGUGAUUUAAUUGAAGAAUCUCAUAGUUCAAAUCAUGUUCAUCCUGACAGAAGAUCAAAUUAUGUAAAUAGAACAAAUGAUAGGCAUAUGUCGAUGCAGGAUUCUCACAGAUUUUUGAAUGGCAAAAAGAAACGAAGAAAUGGUCAAUAUAACAACAGCAACAAGCUAGCUGAUAUCAAGUCAAAACAUUCCGAGGAAGGCUCUAGCAGUGUGAAAAAUGAACAUCGUAAGAAAUUCGAUGAAGAAGAGUCCCUUGGAAUUUUCAAAGUUACACGAGGAAUUGAUGUUGUCUGUCAAUGAUUGGCCAGAGUAUAAUCCACCAAUUGAUGAUAAAUGUGUCGCUUUAUAUUGGGAUGAUUGGAGCCAAUGAAUGUAAAUUAACAUCUGCUAUGGUUAACCAGUUAUUGACAAUAAAAAUUGUUGAGGAUGCAUCUCAAGCAAAUUAUUUUAUUCCAAAAGUGAAAUUGGUUACUUAAAAAUACUUGAAGAAUAGAAGAAUUUUCUGAAUAAUUUGUCACUUGGGAGAUAAUCUGCUUUUAACGUCUACAUCUCUGCUAAAAAAGAAAAAAAAAAAAAAUCCCCAUUUUUUAAUAUUUAGAUUAUUUUGUAUUUCCACCACUUUUUCUAAGUUUUAAAAAUAUAUUUAAAAUUCACUUGUUUUAGCAAGCAAUCAUUACUAUUUUUUUGUUUUGUAUUUAAUGGGACCUCUCUAUGAUUGCAGCAAUGAACAUUGAGCUGAAAUCAUUUACAUUAAAUGGAUAAGUUAGAAUUUACUGCCAAGCUGAUAUGUAUGAGAAUGAAUGAAAGGCUUCUGUUUGUGUGUAUAUAUGUAUGUAUGAAUAGGAAAUUUUGUUUAUGAUAAUAAAAAAAAAAAAAAUAAAAGUCAAUUGAUAUAUUUGAUUAGGAGUCUAAAAAAAACAGGAUGGAAAUUUCAGUGUUAUCUUGAAAUUUUAUUGCAAUGGUUUGUGUUAUAUUUAUUAAGUGUGAAAAGUAAUGGAAAAAUGUUUUUAUUAUUGAUAGAACAGCUGUCAAUCAUAAAAAUAAUUGUAUUUCAUUAUCAGAUUGGGAUAGAUUCAGAAUUUCCAGAAAAACAUAAAUCUAAUAGGUAAAACUUAGGUUUCUAGGGCCGUUGAAGGACCACAGUGUGCCUCCAAUGUGGUAUUUCACUCAGACAAUGUAUAUAAUCAACAUAAAUUUUUUUCUGUUUUUUAAAAUAUCCACCCCACUCUUUUUCCAUAAGUAAAGAAAAAAAAAAUUAACAGUAUUGUCUUAUGUUGAAAAUGUUCAUAGAAAAUAUUCAAAUAAAAAUGAUUUUUCAUUCUGACAA
Octopus bimaculoides (California two-spot octopus) is the source of this 2401-nucleotide messenger RNA. RefSeq lists its product as uncharacterized. The record is from RefSeq and is a predicted model, not a curated record. Gene Ontology annotation, molecular function: RNA binding. Lineage: Eukaryota; Metazoa; Mollusca; Cephalopoda; Octopoda; Octopodidae.